CUGGUUUUCUUCACAUCAAUGUGGAAUUAAAAAGAUUUGUACAAUUUUGAGUGGGUGUAAUUUUAGUUGAAAUUUUUUGGCUGUACCAAACACAACUCGCAGAAUAUUAAAUAAAAUGUGUAAAAUUUUUACGACAUUUGUGUGUUUAUUAUGUUUGCUGCUUAAUUUAUAUGUCACAAGUAUAUAUUGUCUAUGCUUGGCAUCGGAGCCGCCAACUUGUCUAACAAAUUUGGAGGAGGAAGAUGCCAAGGAGAUUUUGGAUUAUGUGCUGAGUAAAUAUGAAGAGGUUGACAUGAAAAUUACCGGCGAACCUUUGGCGGUCCGCGGCAAACGUAUUUCAUCUGGCGGCACUGAAGAGUUUCACAUUGUCUUUCAUUACGUUGACAACACUCCCGGCGAUAUAAUACAAAAUUGCGUUUUUGUUGUUGUACAUGUACCGAAUUCAUGUGAAACGAUAAGCACAGUAUGCAAUACAUUCUUACAGUCUACGCCACGUCCACUUUUGCAGCGAGAAGACCUAACUGUUUGCGAGGAUGGGGUAGAGCCAACUAGGGCGAGUGAAGUAACCGAAGAAACAGCACAAAAGCGAUCAAGUGAAAUUUAGCAUAAGUUUAGUAUAAAGGAUGCACAAGACGUUGUAAAGGUCUUAAAGUCGUAAAAGUUUUCAACGUAAGAUAACGGCAAAAAUCUUUUGGGGAACUUUCCCUUAAUUACACACCUGUCUUGGACAAUUAGAAUAACUCUAGUUCCCGAAGAUAUGCUCUCGAAAAGACACUAGUAAAAUUAAAACGUUGAUACUGAACGAUUUACGCAUUGUCAUGGGUUAGAACUUGUUACCAGAGGGUUCCUGUGGUUGCUAAUUAGGAACCUGAAGUCAGUUUUUCGAAAUUCAAAAUGGCGGAUCCGA
This is a messenger RNA of Rhagoletis zephyria (snowberry fruit fly), 907 nucleotides long. RefSeq lists its product as uncharacterized. NCBI's taxonomy places the organism in Eukaryota, Metazoa, Arthropoda, Insecta, Diptera, Tephritidae. The record is from RefSeq and is a predicted model, not a curated record.